Orbilia oligospora ATCC 24927 is the source of this 2607-nucleotide messenger RNA. RefSeq lists its product as uncharacterized. The record is from RefSeq and is a predicted model, not a curated record. The transcript is spliced from 4 exons. Bases 1 to 2607 code for a protein of 868 amino acids. Lineage: Eukaryota; Fungi; Ascomycota; Orbiliomycetes; Orbiliales; Orbiliaceae. Gene Ontology annotation, cellular component: fungal-type vacuole membrane.
AUGACAGACUCGUCUCUACCGUUUCCUUCGUAUGGCGCUACAGCGCCAGUGCCCCCCACACCAUGUCAUGACGAUAGCGAUCAGACCCUCGCGAAUACUCCGUUACUACAAACAUCUGAUGUAUCUGUCCAGGGCGAUGACGACCGCUGUGGGAUUAGCUCCCAGCCCACCGAGCGAACUCCCCUGAUACUUCCAGUAGUAAAUCACCCCGGUAGCGAUGGUAGCCUGACGUCUUCCGCUCGUUCCGAUCAUGACAGGAUAAAGCAAGCAACUAAAAGCCCUCGUAUCCUUAUUAUAACACUCAUUUCAUUAUGCUUCGCCACCCUUUCGAUCUUAUUCAUUGGGUUUAUGCUUCCCGAAGCCGUACAAGAAUAUGCAAAAAAGGCUGCCGACGUCAAAAUCGAUAGUCUAUCAGUCGAUUCGUUCACUGAAGGUGGGAUCCGGGUCCGAGUUCAGGGUCAAGUGGCCCUAGAUGCUGAACGGGUGGGGAGUGUUCUACUCAAGAACUUGGGCAUUUUGGUUGGAUCUAUGGCCAGAAAAGUAAAAAUCGGUUCCUCCAAAGCAGUUUUGUACCUACCAGACUACCCGGAGGGUGUGUUAGGUAUUGUUUCGUAUCCCGAACUUGUAGUCAACUUACGGGAUGGACAGGCUACGCAUGUAGACAUUAUCUGCGACGUUGAGCCGGCUUCGCUCGAAGGAAUAAAACCUGCGAUCGAUGAUUAUCUCUUAGGAAAAAUCCAUUUCUUGCGGGUCCAGGUGGAAUCGGACAUGCCACUCACAUCUGGUAUGUUUCCGUUGGGCACCCAUAAAGUUAUUCAAGAAGUUGUUCUCAAAGACAUCCCAUCCCUUCCUGCGCUGGCGCUUUCUCGCUUAAAUCUCGCUGAAGUGCAUUUGCCCAACCAAGUGGCUUUGGGAGCUAAUGUCACCGUUGAAGUUGAGAAUAAAUAUCCAAUCAACUUCAGUGUACCCCCUCUUGGGUUCUCGGUGCUACUUCGUUCUUGCGAGCAAGAUUUUAUCGAGGUAGCAAUAGCAAAAACUUCAACUGUGAACAUACAGCCCCUCAAACCACUGGUGAUCGAUGUCACUGGGAUUAUCAGGUCGAUUCCUUUCGCUUUGAUAGAGGUUUGCCCUGGAACUGGGACGUCGCCUCUUGAUGAUCUUCUGGAACGAUAUGUACACGGACUGGCUGCAACGGCUUACAUCAGAGGCUUACCUUCAGAUAAGCAGGAACCGGGCCUUCCUGCCUGGCUUGAGGAACUUUUGGGCUCAGUUACGCUCCCAGUCCCUGUGCCGGCCGGGGACGCCCUCAAAGACAUCCUUAAAUCAUUUUCUCUCAACGACGUCAAAUUUCAGCUACCAGAUCCAGAUGCUGAUCCCGAUAGCCCAGAAGCAUCACCUCGGCUUUCAGCAACAGUUCAGGCCAUCAUCGCGUUACCGCAGGAGAUGAAUGCACCUCUCGAUGUAUCGAAGGUUAUUGCGAAUGUUGAUGUCUUCUACCAAGGCCGCAAACUCGGCGAGUUCCAUGUUCCUGAUUGGGCACCCGCUACUACGAUUCAGCGGGAAGAAACCCAUGACCUUGAAGUCAAUGCUAGAGUCGAAGAUGUUCCAUUAAAAAUAACAGAUACAGACGUAUUCUCUGAAGUUGUACAGAAGAUUAUCUUUGGAGGCGGUAGUGGAGCUAAGUUACAAGCCGAUGGGACGGCGGACGUUAAAGUUGGAAUUGCUAGCUUAGGAGCAUUUGUUAUACGGGGCAUACCCGCAAAAGGCGACAUUGUGAUCAAAGGAGAAAAGCACACUCUUCAUGAUAUAAACCCGAAACCAAGAGAUAUUAGUAUUAUAUCUUCAACCAAAACCUCAGUUAGGAUGAGCGCCAAAGUCACAUUCACCAAUCCAACAAAUUAUACCGCCAAUAUUCCCUAUCUCAACAUCCUGUUUACUAAAAACGGAACUAUCUUGGGUAAUGGGACACUUGUAAAUGCUAUUGUAGGGCUAGGCGAAAACGAACUCGCUGUUGAAGCAUUUUGGGCUCCCGCUGAUGGUGGAGAAGACGCACGUGCGCUCGGAAUGGCUCUGCUGGGUGAAUAUGUCUCUGGUGAAAAUUCCACGAUCACUGUUAGAACCCAUGAACGGUCUAUACCAUCUCUUCCAGAUCUCUCAAAGGCAUUGGAGUUCUUAGAAUUUACGCUUCCACUCCCGCCCCCCCCUCUUGGUAGCUUGCCGAAGCCACCAGAUGCCGACCCUCCGCGGUUUGUUCAAUCCGCCACACUGCACGUUCUCGGUUCAACUGGCUCCUUCGAGCUCAGGAAUCCGUUCCAAAGUGAUACGAUAUAUAUUUCAAAUAUAGUCGGGAUUGCGACCCAUAACGGUACGACUCUGGGUAUGUUGGAUUAUGAAUAUCAGAUCGCCAUCCCCGCUGGUCUCUGGGAGACCCCUAAGCUUCCAGUUCAAUGGACUUUGAAAGGGGUGGGAUAUGAUAUUCUUAUGAAAGCUGCUGGCGGAGUCCUAAAGAUUGAUGCAAAAGCAGAAUGCAACGUCAGAAUAGGUCGUUGGGAGGCAAGGUUGAAAUUCCAUGGGAGCGGAAUUGGUGCUCACGUUCAUUUACGUUAA